Messenger RNA from Ixodes scapularis (black-legged tick), 1083 nucleotides. Its product is annotated as beta-1,4-N-acetylgalactosaminyltransferase bre-4-like. The transcript has 6 exons. Gene Ontology annotation, biological process: carbohydrate metabolic process; glycosphingolipid biosynthetic process. Gene Ontology annotation, molecular function: N-acetyl-beta-glucosaminyl-derivative 4-beta-N-acetylgalactosaminyltransferase activity. Bases 1 to 1083 code for a protein of 360 amino acids. The record is from RefSeq and is a predicted model, not a curated record. NCBI's taxonomy places the organism in Eukaryota, Metazoa, Arthropoda, Arachnida, Ixodida, Ixodidae.
AUGUUCAAUUCGUUGUGCAGACACUUCUACAAGUUACUGGGGGUCAUCCUGGCUGCCCUCCUUCUCUUGGAGUACAGCUUCAACCUAUCUGCCUACAAUAAGAAGAACUUCGAGCUUCUUAGAGGCAGAAUCUCUCGGAUGUUCGAGUCCUCAUUAAUCCUGGACUCACACGUUGUCAAUGCCAGCUUCAAGAACAGGACUCAGGGCGGUGUGGCAAGGACUGGAAACGGAACAAGCGUGGGCAACACCAGUGCGAUGGCGGUGUCCUCCAAUAAGUCGCUAGAGCUCUGCCCUCUGGUGCCUCCCAAUUUAGUUGGCCCCAUCAAAGUUCUACAACAAGCCCCGUCGCUUGAGGAGAUUGAGAAUAACUUCACGCAUGUCAUGCCAGGAGGGAGGUUCAAGCCAAAGGAGUGCCUGGCCAGACAUCGGGUGGCAAUACUUGUCCCGUACAGAAACCGGGAGAAGCAACUCAAUGUGUUCCUUCACAAUAUGCAUCAGUUUCUGCCCCGGCAGCAGAUAGACUAUGGCAUUUUUGUCAUUGAACAGGAUGAGAACGGGAAAUUCAACCGAGCUAAACUGUUCAACGUUGGAUACCUGGAGUCGCUGGCAUUGUACGACUACGAGUGCUUUAUUUUUCACGAUGUGGAUCUCGUCCCGGAGGAUGACCGCAUCCUCUACACUUGUCCCGAGAAGCCCAGGCACCUGUCUGUGGCCAUCAGCACUCUGGAGUACAGGCUGCCCUAUUAUGGAUAUUUUGGAGGAGUUAGUGUCCUCAGCAAAAAACACAUGGAAUUUGUCAACGGAUUUUCGAAUCUAUACUGGGGAUGGGGUGGCGAGGAUGACGACAUGUUUAACAGGCUGCAGCACUCCAAUUUAGAUAUCACAAGGUAUCCUGCAGAAAUUGCAAGGUACACAAUGCUAGGACAUGUCAAGGAGACUCCAAGUCCUGAAAGGUUCAGGCUUCUCUCUGGUGCAAGGUCACGAUACCGCAGAGAUGGACUAAACAGUGUCAAAUAUGAGAGGAAGAAGCUAGUGCUCAAGAAGCUCUAUACAUGGAUUUUGGUUGACCUGAAAGCCCCGUAA